This is a messenger RNA of Hyaloperonospora brassicae, 5301 nucleotides long. The record is from the annotation of a GenBank genome assembly. Lineage: Eukaryota; Oomycota; Peronosporomycetes; Peronosporales; Peronosporaceae.
AUGCAAUCGCUGUAUCUGCGUCUGCUGGCAGAGCUGAUGGAGUUUGUGUUUGGUUUCCAGUUUGAAAGCGAAGCCGACUUUGACGCCGAUGCUCCGUGCAAUUUGGUUCCUCCACCGACGCUGCACUUGAUCUUUCCAGUGCUUUCUGUGUCGCUUCGCUUCGCACCAGACCUGCGUCGAUGGGCAUUGCCCCUUCUUGCUGUUCAUGCGCGUAACAUCCCUGCUGAAGAGGAAGAAGAAGUGGGUGACGUUCUAGCACAGCGGUUGCUGCGUCGCGAUAUGGUGGAGUUGGUGUUGCUGCUGCUGUCUCAGCAGGCAACGGGUAGUGCAUUGCCUAUCACGAAUCCAGACUUGGCUCCGGGCAAACUACUGACUUCGCUGUGCAUGGGACCUGAACUGACCCUGUCGGACGAGGAAAGUGGUGCAGAGUUCCGCAAUGCUGAGCCCAGUGCGCUCUUUGUGAGUCGGCUACACUGCUGUUGCUUUGACGGGGAGGACAAGAACCGUACUCUCGCCAAGCAGAUAUGGAGCGCCACUGGAGUUACGAUCACAGCACUGUUUGCAGGUCCCUUGCUGGAAUUGCUGCAUCACUCUCAUGCUAGCGUGCGUGAAAGUGCUUCUCUCGCUCUUGCUGAUGGUAUGCGUCAGUUCCCAUCGUCUGUGACGCCCCUGCUGGAUGAUCUGAAGACGCGGUUCUUGAGUAACCAACCGAAGCCAACGAAGCAAACAGACGAGUUUGGUAUUCCUACGGCUCGCCGCCCCCAUGCGCCAGCAGCUGAGCAGACUGAAGAUGGGCGUACAAUGUACCCUCGUCUCGGCGUCGCUCUGUGCUUGGAGAAAGCUGCAGAGAUGGCAGGCCCUGAAGCGAUCUCCAGCGCCGAUACCAUGACCCUGUUGACGUUUGUUAUGAAGCAUGGUCUGGGAGAUCCGAACGCUAAGGUGCGUGCGCAGAUGCGCAAGACCGGUGUGCAAGCUGUGGCUUCGCUGGGUGGAGGUACCAACACGGCGCCACUGCUGGAAAUGUUUGAGCGCUUUCUUGACACGAGUACUCCUCCUGCAGCAGCUACGGUUGCAAGCACGAUUGGGAAGAAAGCCAAGGCUGGGACUGAACUUGCUGCUCGGGAAGAGGACAUGCUGGAGCAGCGGGAACAAGCGUUGUCCAUUUAUGAUCAUCAGCGUGAAGGUGUCGUGGUGUGUUUGGGCUCUCUGGCCAAGCACAUGUCCCCGACGGACCCCAAAGUGUCUUCAAUCGUGGACCUGCUCCUAGAGGCUCUUGGCAUUCCGUCUGAGUCGGUACAGCGCUCGGUUGCUACGUGUCUGUCGACGAUCAUAGGCGCAUUGAAGGAUCGCAGCACGAGUAUCUUGGAUGGUCUCAUGAAGCGUGUCACUGAGGGCGAAACUUUUGGCGGGCGCAUGGGUGCAGCGUACGGUAUUUCAGCCGUGAUCAAAGGACUCGGUAUUUCUGCACUCAAACUCCACAGCAUCAUCCCGCGCCUCGAAGACGCGAUGAAGACGGGCGGUGCUGACGCUCGCGAAGGCGUCAUGUUUGUGUUCGAGUGUCUGAGCCAACGCCUCGGGCUGCUGUUCGAGCCCUACAUCAUCGUGAUUCUACCCAUCAUGCUCAAGUGCUCGGCCGAUGCCAGUCCGCAAGUGCGCAAAGCGGCAAGUCAGACUGCUAAGGGUAUCAUGGCCCAUUUGUCGGCACAUGGUGUGAAGCUGGUGUUGCCAUCGCUUUUGGGUGCGCUGGAAGAAAGCGCGUGGCGUACGAAGCAGUCGGGCAUCCAGAUCUUGGGCUCCAUGGCGUACUGUGCCCCUCGACAGCUGGGCUCGUGUUUGCCUCAGGUGGUGCCCAAGUUGAUGGCAGCGCUGACUGACUCGCACCCGAAGGUCCGUGAAGCUGGUAAGAGCGCGCUACGUGACGUGGGUUCUGUAGUGCGCAACCCUGAAAUUGCGGCUAUCUCUAAGGUGCUGCUCGAUGCGCUCGAAGAUCCAAACCGGUACACGGCCGAAGCUCUUCAGCAGCUUCAGUCGACGUCUUUCCAGCACUCGAUUGAUGCGCCGUCGUUGGCACUUGUGAUGCCCAUCAUCUCUCGUGGUCUCAGGGAUCGCGCUGGUGAUGCCAAGAAGAAGGCCGCGCUCAUUGUGGGCAGCAUGUGUUCCAUGAUCAACGAUGCCAAGGACCUUGUGCCUUACAUGGAGACCGUGCUACCGAGCUUGAAGACUCAGCUCAUGGAUCCCAUUCCGGAAGUGCGUGCUGUGGCCGGCAAGGCCUUGGGCAAGCUGGUCAAGGGGCUUGGUGAGCGCCACUUUGCGGACGUGCUGACGUGGCUUCUCGGGGCUAUGAAGGACAAUGAAGUUGGUCCUGUGGAGCGUUCAGGUGCUGCGCAAGGUCUGUGUGAAGUGGUGGUUGCGCUUGGCAUGGAGCGCGUCGAGCGUGUCAUGCGGGAGGACAUCUUGCCGCUGGCACGCCAUCCAAUGUUCUCAGUGCGUGAGGGCGUGUUGUGGGUCAUCGCUUUCCUGCCACCGGCGCUAGGCAAGCAGUUCGCCAUCUUCCUUCGCGAUGCGCUGCCCAUCGUGGUAAAAGGUCUCAGUGACGAAGCCGAGUCUGUACGCAAUGUUGCUAUGCACUCGGGUCACGUAGUGGUCAACGCGCACGCCCUCUCGCAUACGCGUGAUCUGCUCCCGAGUCUCGAGGCUGGUCUCUUCGAUGAUAGCUGGCGCAUUCGACAGAGCUCGGUCACACUGCUGGGUGACCUCAUGUAUCGCAUCAGUGGCACGCGUGCAGUUGCGGUUGUCAACGACGAUAGCCACGACGACGACGAGACGUCGGGCAGUGCUGCAGGUGAUCGAGCUAUCAUUAAACUGCUUGGGAUCCAGCGCCGCAACGCGAUCUUGGCAGCGCUGUACAUGAUUCGCUCGGAUACGUCGGCUGUCGUCCGCCAAAGCGCUCUGCAGGUCUGGAAAAGCGUGGUCUCCAACACGCCCAAAACGCUUCGCCAGAUUCUCGAGGCACUCUUGAACACGAUCGUGUCGGCGCUCUCGGGUGACAACAUGGAAAAGCUGACGAUGGCUGGACGUACGCUUGGUGACAUUGUGCGAAAGCUCGGCGAGCAUGUGCUUCCUGAGGUGGUGCCUAUCUUGCGUGCUGGGUUAUCGCCCUCGCUGCCUAUCGGCCGUCGACAAGGAGCUUGCAUUGGUCUCGCAGAAGUCAUCGACUGUUGCACGAAGAAGCAGAUCGAGGACUAUGUCGACACGCUCCUGGACGCUGUGUUGGACGGCAUUUGUGACGAAGUCGCAGAAGUCCGUGCAUCGGCAGCGCAUGCGUUUGAUGUCCUGCACAGGGGCAUUGGCUACCGCGCUAUCGAUGAGACCGUCCCGAAGAUUCUCGAGCGCAUCCACUCGUCGCCGUCGGCAGAGGAACAGGAACGCGCGCUGCUCGGACUUCAGGAGAUACUGCGUGUGAAGUCGCGUGAGGUGCUCCCGUACCUGAUCCCACGUCUGCUGGUAAAGCCGGUUACUGCCUCGGCAGCAUUUACAGUGUCGCGCGUGGCGCAGGCGACGGGGGCCGUCAUUCACUUUCAAGUGGAACGCAUUUUUGCUGCGUUUUUCGCACAGUACGUCGAGCUGCUGGAAGACGGCAGUUCGGAUGCUGCAAAGGCAGCACUUGCCGAGAACAUCAAGAGCUCACUGCGCGAGGUGGUGCUUCACGUGGAGGCGCCUGGCGUGCACUGGCUGGCGAUCGAGCUUUGCAAGUAUUGCGAGAGCGAAAACGUGCUCGAGCGUGUUCUCGCUUUCGAGCUCGUGGCUGCAUUCUGCUCGCAUGCGUCGGUGCCAUACAACGACCAGGCGCCACUGUUCCUGAAGCAGAUUGUGCUGCACUUGAACGAGCAAAGCGAUCCAGUGGUUCGUGCAGCCUCUGCGGCACUCAAGGGCAUGAACGUGACCACGAGGCCCGAAGCUUUUGCGCAGCACUUGGACUUCAUUCGGCAAUCCAUCAACUCGAUGGUCAGUGACGCCCGUCAUCGCAAAGGUGGCGUCGGCGACGGCGAGUACCUGCUCCCUGGUCUCUGCAUCCCUCACGGCCUGGAGCCGUUCUUGCCUGGUUAUCAGUGGGCUCUGAUGAAUGGGUCGCCGGUGCUGCGUCAGAGCGCAGCUGCUGGCUUGGGUGAGCUCGUCGAGCUGAGCAGCGCAUCGUCUCUGCGUCCGUACUUGAUCAAGCUCACGGGUCCGCUCAUUCGUAUCGCUGGUGAUCGCUUCCCUGGUCACGUGAAGGCUGCGAUCUUGCAGACUCUGGAGAUCAUUCUGACCAAGGGCGGCGUGGCGCUCAAGCCCUUCCUUCCCCAGCUGCAGACUACGUUCAUCAAGGCCUUGAACGACACUGCUGUAGAUGUACGAGCUCGGGGGGCGUCCGCCCUGAGGCUGCUUGUCACGCUCAGUCCACGUGUGGAGCCACUGCUGACAGAGCUGACCGAGCGCUUGCGGACCACGACUGGCGGUGUGCGUGAAGCCAACUUGGAGGCUGUCGCUUCGGUGGUAGAGCGCGUUGGCGGUAAACUCUCAGCUGUGGGUCGCAGCACUCUCGAGAACGCACUCGAAGAGAUGCUCGAGUCGAGUGAAGACGCACUUCGGGACGGUGCGAGCCGGUGCCUAGCUUCCUGUGUGGCUACCACCGCUAGCAGCGACGUGGAGGCAGCGAGGAAGCAGUUGCUGGACCACAGUUUGACAAAUAUGACUGCCGAUGACAGGCAGGCGCUCUCGUGGCAGCGCCGCCAGAGCGCAGCCGUGUUCACAGCAUCGGUCUUGCACAAACACGCAGCACUGCUGACAUCGGACGUCUCUGCUUCUCUGACCGCCACGCUGCUUGCACUGGCGCAAGAUGAACAGGUUGCUGUGCGCAACCAUGGGCUCCAGGCACUUGGCGCCGUGGCAAAGCACUCGAAGAAAGUGGAAAGUCUCGCGGCGCUGGUGCCCGUGCUGGCGGACAGUGUCACGCACAAAAGCAAAGACAUCGUCCGUAGUUCGCUGCACGUGACGAAGCUCGUUGCAAAGCGCUCGCCGGAACAAGUGCGCGAGCACCUGGCCGUGCUUGUUCCCGCUGUCUUCCAGGUGAUCAAGAGCAACAACCUGGCCGUCAAGUUGCCUGCUGAGCGAACACUGCUCUACCUGCUCGAAGUGCAUUCCCGACCAGAGACCCAGACCGAGUAUCUGCGCAGUGGCGGUGCUGAUGCGAAGGUGAUCGGCGAGUACGCGCGCCGCGUGCUGAGCAAGCUCAGGGCUGACAGUGGUGACGAAAGUGACUAA